GUAAGGUGGAGUGAGACUAUACCACUUAUGAUGGCAUGAUAUGCAUGUGCUCGUUAAGUGGUAUAGUCUCAUCCACACUCUGCGUUGGUGACCAAACCUGAAUACGGAAUUCCUGCAUGGACUGGUGAAGUCGUUACAUCCCUAUGGAGCAUUCCAUACAGGGCGGCAUAACACUGAACUCAGAACUCUUGCGUGGAUUCUGAUGUCGUUUACACCCCUGUGGAGCAUUUCGUUUAAGGAAAGCUCACAGAGAACAUGUCGGUGUUGGCUCUGCAAGAGUACGAAUUUGAGAAAGAGUUCAACGAGGACGAAGCCAUACGAUGGAUGCAAGAAAACUGGAAGAAGUCAUUCCUCUUCUCAGCCCUCUACGCUGCCUUCAUACUAGGCGGUCGCCGUGUGAUGAAACGAAGGGAGAAGUUUGAGCUGAGGAAACCGUUGGUGCUGUGGUCCCUCACUCUCGCAGUGUUCAGUAUAUUUGGUGCUGUCCGCACUGGGAGCUACAUGACAUACAUUCUGAUGACUAAAGGGCUCAAGCAGUCAGUGUGUGAUCAGAGCUUCUACAACGGGCCGGUCAGCAAGUUCUGGGCCUACGCCUUUGUGCUCAGUAAAGCACCAGAAUUGGGUGACACCCUGUUCAUCGUGCUGCGGAAGCAGAAGCUCAUCUUCCUCCACUGGUACCAUCACAUGACUGUUCUGCUGUACUCCUGGUACUCCUACAAGGACAUGGUGGCCGGCGGCGGCUGGUUCAUGACCAUGAACUACGUGGUCCACGCCGUCAUGUACUCCUACUACGCCCUGAGGGCGGUCGGCUUCAAGGUCUCAAGGAAAUUCGCCAUGUUCAUCACGCUCACGCAGAUCACCCAGAUGCUGGUGGGUUGCGUGGUGAACUACCUGGUGUACUCGUGGAUGCAGCAGGGCCAGGAGUGCCCGUCGCACAUGCAGAACAUUGUGUGGUCCUCGCUCAUGUACCUCAGCUACUUUGUGCUCUUCUGCCAGUUCUUCCACGAGGCCUACAUUGACAAGACCAAGAAGGCCACAGCUAAAGCAGAAGCCGCCGCAGCCGCAAGGAAGACCCAGUAGACGCGUUUGGGGGGGAAAAGAAAGGAAGAAAAGGAUGUACACGAGACGCGGUAAACAAUGACUGGGGAGAUGGGGAGAAUUAUCCAGGAAUGGAUGGAGAGAUGCAUGGGUGAUGGAUAGAUGGGUGGGUGGAGGAAUGAAAGUGGGAGGGUAGGCUGGGGUUGUGUGGAACAUGCAGGAACAAACGGCGGGCUGCUGUCUGUUGGUGCUUUAGAAUACUACUAACGUGGAAAUGUCAAAUCCUUACCUACCAAAGCACCAAAGCACUACCUACCAAGGCGACAAACAGUCAGUACGUCCUUCACCUGAUGUUUCUUUGGCUCCCACUUGAUUCUCCAUGGUUUUUUAUAAAAAUAUAAAAUAAUAUCAAAGGGACAGUUACAUUUAUACCAGAUAAAGGAAAUGCAUCUUCUUGAAAGGUGUUACUUGAUAAAUAGGAAGUGUAUUGGUACUUAUGAAGAAUGAGGUGGCUUCAAAUUACGAUUGAAACCAUCUAGGUGUUUUUUUGUCAAUGUCUUUUCUUCAUCAUUCUUUGUUUUUCUGUUUUGCUAUGUCGAAUUGUUUUAGACACUGGGAGUGUGUGAGAGGUAGACUUUUGUAUGACGGCUGAUGUAUGUUCAGUGGAUGACUUGUACCGAUGGAGUGAACGACACUGUAACUUCUGUAUCCAUCUUUGCAACAGAACAUUUUCUCAGGUCUUAGGUUUCUCUCUAAUUCUUUCAUAAAAUAUGCAUUUCAUCUUGAUAAAGAUCAGAUAUGGGCUUAAAGAUGCUAAAAGGCAUCCAAGGGGAAGGCUGCUUAAUUAGAUACAAACAUCUGAUCUGAAGGCCCAUUGGAGACAAUAAAUCAUGUGACCACACUGUAUGUAUGUGGCAUGAUGGGAAACGGAGUCUGACAGUGACCUGUUCACCUGCCUGUAAUGACCACACAAAGUCACCGACCACAUUGGAAAGUGAGACCCCAUACAUUUCCAAAGAGUUUAACUAAAGAAAAGGUCUCUGAAAAAGGCCUCGAGACCGGUGGACAUCGAAGUGAGUUGAAUUUAAAACAUAUUUUUGGUUAAGAGAAAAGCAUGCAGUUGUCAAAAUUCACUGUUAUAACGUAACCUGUAUCUUUUAAUGGUGUCUGUCAUGCUAUUGUUCAUGGGAUAUUAACGUAUCAACCAAGAGUGCAAACAAAGGACUAUUAUGCUGCC
Salvelinus fontinalis (brook trout) is the source of this 2275-nucleotide messenger RNA. Its product is annotated as elongation of very long chain fatty acids protein 6-like. The coding region runs from base 256 to 1080 and encodes 274 amino acids. Lineage: Eukaryota; Metazoa; Chordata; Actinopteri; Salmoniformes; Salmonidae. Gene Ontology annotation, molecular function: fatty acid elongase activity. The record is from RefSeq and is a predicted model, not a curated record. The transcript has 5 exons. Gene Ontology annotation, biological process: sphingolipid biosynthetic process; fatty acid elongation, saturated fatty acid; fatty acid elongation, polyunsaturated fatty acid. Gene Ontology annotation, cellular component: endoplasmic reticulum; endoplasmic reticulum membrane.